UUCUUUGAGGAUGUUAGUAGAAUUUCUCUCAAACGACAUAGUACGAUAUUCCUUCCUCAAAUUCUCUAGGUCUAUUCUGAACUCUGAAGUGCCGAACGUAGGAUGCUGUUAGGUUCAGCUAGACAUGCUCCACACCCACCACCAUUGGUUUCAUCUCUUUAACGUUCCCAAAAUCCCAAACUUUCCACCACUCUUCCAAACAAGGUUUUUCACCACUUCCUCUUCCGUAUUGGAUCUCUGCACCAAACCACAGUACCUUCAACAGCUCCAUGCGAGGUUCUUCCUCCAUGGCCUCCACCAAAACUCAUCUCUUUCCUCCAAACUCAUGGAUUGCUAUGCCAAGUUUGGACUCCUGAACACAUCCCAGAGACUUUUCCACUUCACUGAAAACCCAGAUUCUGUUCUCUACAGUGCAAUAUUGAGAAACUUGCAUCAGUUUGGUGAAUAUGAGAAGACCCUCUUGCUGUACAAACAGAUGGUUGGGAAAUCCAUGUACCCAGAUGAAGAAAGUUGCUCUUUUGCUUUGAGAUCUGGCUCUUCUGUGUCUCAUGAACAUGGGAAAAUGGUUCAUGGGCAGAUAGUGAAACUGGGUUUGGAUGCAUUUGGCUUGGUUGGAAAAUCUUUGAUAGAGUUGUAUGACAUGAAUGGUUUGCUGAAUGGGUAUGAGUCAAUCGAAGGAAAGUCUGUGAUGGAAUUGAGUUAUUGGAAUAACUUGAUUUUUGAGGCAUGUGAAAGUGGGAAAAUGGUGGAAAGCUUUCAACUCUUUUGUAGGAUGAGAAAAGAGAAUGUCCAACCUAAUUCUGUUACCGUGAUUAACUUGUUAAGGUCCACUGCUGAAUUGAACUCAUUGAAGAUAGGACAAGCCCUCCAUGCUGUGGUUGUUUUGAGCAACUUGUGUGAGGAACUAACUGUGAAUACUGCACUGUUGUCAAUGUAUGCAAAGUUGGGUAGUCUUGAAGAUGCAAGAAUGCUGUUUGAGAAAAUGCCUGAGAAGGACCUUGUAGUCUGGAACAUAAUGAUUUCAGCAUAUGCGGGGAAUGGAUGCCCCAAGGAGUCCUUAGAACUUGUAUACUGUAUGGUUAGAUUAGGUUUUAGACCUGACUUGUUUACGGCAAUCCCUGCAAUUUCUUCGGUCACACAAUUGAAGUAUAAGGAAUGGGGAAAGCAAAUGCAUGCUCAUGUGAUAAGAAAUGGCUCAGAUUAUCAGGUAUCGAUUCACAAUUCUCUUGUUGACAUGUAUUCUGUGUGCGAUGACUUGAAUUCAGCACAGAAGAUUUUUGGCUUGAUAAUGGACAAGACCGUGGUUUCAUGGAGUGCAAUGAUCAAAGGAUGUGCAAUGCAUGACCAACCUCUUGAGGCUCUGUCUCUAUUCUUGAAAAUGAAGUUGAGUGGUACUAGAGUUGACUUCAUUAUAGUCAUCAACAUCUUGCCAGCCUUUGCAAAAAUAGGGGCAUUGCAUUAUGUAAGUUACUUACACGGUUACUCACUGAAAACCAGCCUUGAUUCACUCAAAUCCCUGAAGACAUCGUUUCUUACUAGCUAUGCUAAGUGUGGUUGCAUAGAAAUGGCCAAAAAGCUUUUUGAUGAAGAGAAAAGUAUCCAUAGAGAUAUAAUUGCUUGGAACUCUAUGAUCAGUGCGUAUUCUAAACAUGGAGAGUGGUUUAGAUGUUUUCAGUUGUACAGCCAAAUGAAACUAUCAAACGUUAAACUGGACCAAGUAACAUUUCUGGGGCUGCUUACAGCUUGUGUUAACUCGGGCCUUGUUAGUAAAGGCAAGGAGAUUUUCAAGGAAAUGGUGGAAAUAUAUGGUUGCCAACCUAGUCAGGAACACCAUGCUUGUAUGGUUGAUCUACUAGGGCGCGCUGGCCAAAUUGAUGAGGCCAAUGAAAUAAUAAAAACUGUUCCAUUGGAGUCAGAUGCCAGGGUUUAUGGCCCCUUGUUGAGUGCCUGUAAGAUACACUCAGAGACCCGUGUAGCAGAACUUGCUGCUGAGAAGCUCAUAAAUAUGGAACCUAAAAAUGCUGGAAACUAUGUACUGCUCUCUAAUAUAUAUGCUGCAGCAGGAAAGUGGGACAAAGUUGCUAAAAUGAGGAGUUUUCUUAGAGAUAGAGGUCUAAAGAAAACACCAGGUUAUAGCUGGCUUGAGUUAAAUGGACAAGUUCAUGAGUUUCGUGUUGCAGAUCAAUCUCAUCCAAGAUGGGAGGAUAUUUAUUCAAUAUUAAAAGUGCUGGAGUUGGAAGCGGGGGAUAUGGAGGAUGAUCUUGAACUCUUUGACCCUUCUGUUAUUAAGGGGUGUGAAUUGCACAUGAAUCAACUCAACCAACUUUAAAACCUGAUACCUGAUGAACUAAAUUCACUGGAAACUGUAAUUGUCAUGUAACCUCCAUUUUUACCUGGGAGUUGAAAAUUAUAAAUUGCAAACUUUCACUUAUCAGUUGUCGUAGUCCCGAUCUACCUAACAUAAAGUUCAUAAAUCAUAAUUAUGUAUUGGUUAUGCCUCUUCACUUAUUAGGCUUUGUUUUAUGGUUUCGUUGGAUAUUUUUUAGGUCGUAUUUAUUAUCAUAUAUGAAGAGAUAACAUAAUUUCCCUA
Glycine soja is the source of this 2590-nucleotide messenger RNA. Its product is annotated as pentatricopeptide repeat-containing protein At1g11290, chloroplastic-like. Gene Ontology annotation, molecular function: RNA binding; protein binding. Lineage: Eukaryota; Viridiplantae; Streptophyta; Magnoliopsida; Fabales; Fabaceae. Gene Ontology annotation, biological process: RNA modification. The record is from RefSeq and is a predicted model, not a curated record. The coding region runs from base 125 to 2329 and encodes 734 amino acids. The transcript has a single exon.